Messenger RNA from Zygotorulaspora mrakii, 684 nucleotides. It is a transcript of the gene TML25, whose product is annotated as palmitoyl-(protein) hydrolase. The transcript has a single exon. Gene Ontology annotation, cellular component: cytoplasm. Lineage: Eukaryota; Fungi; Ascomycota; Saccharomycetes; Saccharomycetales; Saccharomycetaceae. The coding region runs from base 1 to 684 and encodes 227 amino acids. Gene Ontology annotation, molecular function: palmitoyl-(protein) hydrolase activity; carboxylic ester hydrolase activity. The record is from RefSeq and is a predicted model, not a curated record. Gene Ontology annotation, biological process: protein depalmitoylation.
AUGAGCGCAGUAAGAAUUGCUGCCAAGGUGUUACCAGCUAAUACCGGAAUUGUUAUUUUACAUGGCUUGGGAGACACGGCUAAUGGAUUCCCUCGUACUAUCGCCAAUUACUUACGCGGUAUUCCGGCUUUUGAGCAAACAAGUUUCAUAUUACCUGAUGCACCAAUAUCUCCUGUGAGUCUUAAUAAUGGGUACAAAAUGCCAAGUUGGUUUGAUAUUUACGAGCUCAGCGCUCAUCCCUCCAGGGUGGACGCUGACGGUUUUAUGAAAUCGUUAGGAGUUAUUGAAAAAUGUGUCCAAGAACAUAUAGAUGCUGGAAUUAAACCAGAAAACAUUGUCGUAUGCGGGUUUUCCCAAGGUGCAGCCCUGUCAUUGAGCUCAGCCGCUACUUUGCCCGUCAAGAUUGGAGCGUUUGCCGCGUUUUCUGGCUUUGUUACGAUUCCUAACCAAUUAAGGCAAAUAAAGAAAGACCACAAUUUAGAUACUCCCAUAUUCCACGGUCACGGUGAUUCAGACCCUGUAGUGCCGCUAGAGGGCGGAUUUAUAGCCAAAGACUUCUAUCAAAACGAUUGUGGUUUCAAGAAUAUUCAAUUUGAGGUAUACAAGGGAAUGGACCAUUCUGUUUGUCCCGAGGAGAUGGACCAAUUUGUGAAGUUUCUUAAAAGGGCUCUCAAAAUGAAGUAA